Racocetra persica is the source of this 414-nucleotide messenger RNA. The record is from the annotation of a GenBank genome assembly. Lineage: Eukaryota; Fungi; Glomeromycota; Glomeromycetes; Diversisporales; Gigasporaceae.
AUGACUCAACGAGCUCCAAAAGUCUCUUGGACACCCGAAGAGGAUGCACAUUUAACAAGCUUGAUCAAAGAACAUGGCACAUCCUGGGCCAUUAUUGAAACUCAUUUUGCUCAUCGAGAUGCAAAAAGUUGUAAAAAUCGGUUCGCUGUAAUUCUUUAUGAUUUUCUUUCAUUCGCUUGCUUGUUUGAUUUUUCGUUUAAUGUCAAUGUUCGGACUCAGAUGCAAGUACACCAAUAUCUUAAAAGACGCUCCACAGAUUGGACUGAUGAAGAAGAUAGCAAGCUUAGACAAGUUGUGGAAGAUAACAGAAAAGCCUUUAGCGAGGUUUGGAAACUUGUGGCCGAAAAAAUUCCCGAUAGAACUUGGCAGCAAUGUGAAAAAAGAUGGAACUCGAUUCCAAAACCAAGAAAAUAG